Messenger RNA from Rana temporaria (common frog), 1157 nucleotides. It is a transcript of the gene FAM20A, whose product is annotated as FAM20A golgi associated secretory pathway pseudokinase. Gene Ontology annotation, molecular function: protein serine/threonine kinase activator activity. The record is from RefSeq and is a predicted model, not a curated record. Lineage: Eukaryota; Metazoa; Chordata; Amphibia; Anura; Ranidae. Gene Ontology annotation, cellular component: Golgi apparatus.
AUUACAGUCCGGAUGAGAAGACUCUGAACGGGGAGUGUGACUGCAGCCAGGUUGUGAAGCCCAGUGGGACUCACUUGAAGUUGGUUCUGCGGUUCCAGGAUUUCGGGAAAGCCAUGUUUAAGCCAAUGAGGCAGAGGCGAGAUGAUCAAACGCCAGAUGAUUUCUUUUACUUCGUGGACUUCCAGCGGCACAACGCCGAGAUCGCCGCCUUCCACCUGGACAGGAUUCUGGACUUCCGCCGAGUUCCUCCGGUUUCUGGCCGACUAAUCAAUGUGACCCGCGACAUCCUGGAGGCGACCAGCAAUGCUGACUUGGAGAGUGUGUUCUUCGUCUCCCCGGCGAACAACGUCUGCUUCUUUGCGAAGUGCCUGUACAUGUGUAAGACGGAGUACGCGGUGUGUGGGAAUCCCGACACCUUGGAGGGAUCCCUCUCCACAUUCCUGCCUUCCCUCUCCUUUGUACCACGGCUGUCCGUACCGAGUCCCUGGAUCCGCUCCUACACCUUCACCGGGAAGGAAGAGUGGGAAGUGAAUGCAGCGUACUGCAACUCCAUCAAAGAGCUGCCCCCCUACAGCAACCCCCAGAGGCUCCUCAACAUCAUUGACAUGGCCGUCUUUGACUUCCUGAUAGGGAACAUGGAUCGCCAUCACUACGAGAUUUUCACCCAGUUUGGAGAUGAAGGUUUCCUGCUGCACCUGGACAACGCCAGAGGGUUUGGACAACAUUCCCGCGAUGAGACGACCAUCCUGGCUCCUCUCUACCAAUGCUGCAGGGUGAAGGAGGACACGUGGCGGCGUCUGAACCUUCUGGCUCGGCCCGAGUAUCGGCUCAGUGAUGUCAUGAGAGAGUCGUUAUCCCGGGACAGCCUCAGUCCCAUCCUGAGCGAGCCGCACCUCCGGGCGCUGGACAGGAGGCUGCAGACGGUCCUGAGGGCGGUCAGGAGGUGUAUAAAUGUACAUGGAGAAGAGGCGGUGCUUCAAAAGAAAUCCCCGCCCAUCAGACACACCCCCUCCCUUCCAUGAUGACUACUGCCAGGGGGAGGGGUCAUCUUACAGCCCUCCCCCAAUCACAGAUCUGCCAGCAUGCUGCAAAUUAUUCCGGAUCCUACAGAGACUGCGGAGCAAACCAAUCAUCUGAUAAUAAAUGUCAUUCCCAAA